GGUUAAGAGGAGCAAAGGAACAAUACUUGCAAAGGCAUGAUGGGAAAAUCAGCAUGGGAUCUGGCUGGAAUAUAGUUGGAGGGAGUGUGGAUACCAAUAGCAGGGAGCUGAAUCCCAGGGACAGCUGGGGGGGGGGUGCGGGGGAGGACAAUGCCCCCUGGGUCUUCAGUCUGAGUUCCAGGCGUGUUGAACUUUGUGAGACUAGCUACACCCAGUCAUCAUGCUGUUUGGUGACAUCAGUGCACAGAGAUGUUCACAAAGGCAGGUGGUAUGGGGCAGUUAGCUGACAUGCCACCCUUUACAGCUACAUUAUUGUCUAUAACUCUGUGGGAAGGAGAGCAUUUUGUAAUUCUCCAGUCAUAGCCAUGUGGCCUUGGUGAUAUGAGUACUCUAGAGUCUUUCUUUGCUCAGAAGACUGGGAAAGUCAGGUUGGAUGACAUCUUUAAGGAACAUGGAACAGCUUGGAAGGGAUUUGUGUCGCUCUCCUAGGAUAGCCUCAAACAAGUCAACCUACUCAGGAUCAAGUUACUGUCCUUCAGGGAAGAGACAGACCCUUGCCUAUUUUCUUGCAAACCCACAUUAUGGCAGCAUCAUUUAUGCAGACGGCCACGGUGAAGUGUGGACAGAUUGGAACAACAUGUCCAAGUUUUCCCAGUAUGGGUGGAGAUGCACCACUAAUGAGAAUUCCUAUUCAAAUCGUACUCUGAUGGGCAACUGGAACCAGGAAAGAUACGAUCUGAAGAAUAUUGUACAACCCAAACCCUUGCCUUCCCAGUUUGGACACUAUUUUGAAACAACAUAUGAUGCAAGCUACAACAAUCAUAUGCCACUCUCAACUCACAGAUUUAAGCGAGAACCCCAUUGGUUCCCAGGACAUCAGCCUGAGCUGGAUCCUCCUCAAUACAAAUGCACAGAAAAAUCAACUUAUAUGAGAAGCUAUUCAAAACCUCAAACUGAGUAUUGCUCUGGGUGUAGGGGGGAUCCUAACGUUCACCAGUUUCAAGCUCCAGGAUUCUAGGGAAGAAGCAACAACUUCAUUUUUAUACCAUUGAAUGGAGGAGAGAGCACAUGUUAAGCACAACUAAACAUUGAGUUCACUUCUACACAAUGUCACUCAAAAUAAGUAAAUUGCAAGACCUUAAAAAUAUACUCUGUUCUUUUUUGUUGUUUGGUAUAACCAAUAUUUAAUUGUCAGACUUAAGUUAAUUACAUGUACACUUAGUAAUUCUACAUUAGCAGUAUUAUGGAAGGACUUUAAAAAUAAUUGGUUAAGUCUAUAACCAUUCUAGUUCUUUUAUUCUAAUUAUUUUAUCAGUUGCCGUAAUGCAAAACCCAGCAUAAUUUAUGUUUUGCUAGAUGCCAUCUAGCUGCAAGAUUUGGGUCCAGAACUCAUGUUAACAUUUAAACCUCAAUGUCAAGUUAAUGGUACUAAGAAGAUGGAAACUUAAUCCACUGAUGGUUUAGAAGGUAGGCUUGGUGGGAGGUCCUUGGGAGGUGGUUCUCACCAAGUUAGUUAUAAAAGGCUGGAUUGUCCCUUCUCUGUCAACUUCCUGGCUUGCAUGUGAUCCUUCCUCCGCUCAUGCUGCAUGCUUCCUCUUGCCUUGUGAUGUACCACCUGAGGACUGUACCAGCAAGAACAUGAUCAUCAGUGCUGAACCAUUGGGCUCACCAGUAUUGAAUGUGAACCUCCAAAACCAUGAGUUUUGAAAUAAGGCUCCCUCCUUUAUAAGUAGCUUGCAGGAACAAAACAAAGCAAAAAGCUGACAUGCAGAAAAUUGGUGCCAAGUAGUGGUAUUAUCAGUAUAACUUUUGCUCAUAGUUGUCAAGACUCCUUUGGAGUUGGUUUCUCAAGAAAGAUUGGAAAAGGUUGAAGGGGUGUGCUGAGGAAAGCCUAGAAUGCUGUAAAUAGAGUGUGCUGAGUGAUUCUGGUGAGGACUGAGAAGAACAAGAGGCUGAUGCAAGUGUGGAUGGGAAAGGCCAUACUGAUAUCAGAUGGAAAUAUGGAUUCUGUUGGAAACUGGACAGAAUGCCUCACUUCUAUGCUGUGGGGAAAAAAACAAACUGAGUGCACUGUGUUGCCGUGGUCAUUUUGUGGAAAGCUGAGCUUAGAAAUGAUGAACUAGUUUGGAAGACACGAUUUUAAGGCAGCAGAGUGUUCAAACUCCACCAUGGCUGCCAUUAAUUGCUAUUAAUAGAAUCAAGAACAAAUGAAGCAGAAUGGAAGAAUUUGAGAAUUUUAUAGUCUUUCCAAAGAAAAAGAAAAGAAAGGAUUUGGAACUCAAGUAUGCAGUGGAGAAAGUUCUUAGAAUGACAUUAGUACAGGUUAAAAAGAGAACCAGGUGCUUAUUGGCAAGUCAGCCAAUGAGGAAAAGCCUGAGGGGCAUCUCAGGAAUCUUAAGGCUACCUUUCCUGGCCCAGGAUCACAGGGACACCACUAUUUAAUGACCUCUCAGGGUACUUUGAGCAAGCUUACCCAAGAGCACCAUGUUCAGGCAGUAAAGAACUACAGAGCAGUAGCCAUGUUUCAAGCAGGUGUGGAUGCAACUCAUGCCGGUAGCAGACCUUGAUGGUAUGAUGCUGGCUUUUGGGGCAUGCACAAUGCAAGCUGUGACAGAUCAUGGUAACCUCCACUAAAAUUUCAAAGGAAAGUUUAUGAAGUGGCCCACAGAAUUGGAGCCCUUGUGUGGAACUCCUCUGGGGUAAUGGCUAGUCAGUCUGUAGAAAUGAAGUCACAGUGGAGCUGCCAAAAACAGGUGUCAGCAUGUGAGCUUCAGAUGUCAGUGUGGCAGCCUCCAAGAGAAGCCAUGUGGGUAGAGAUCACCAGGUGCUCCAGCUGGACUUCCGAGAUACCUCAGAAAAUCUGGCAGCUGAGGCAGAGACCUGUCAGAGAAGGGAGCCACAGCAGAGCAUCCACUAAAGCAAAGCCAGGGAGAUAUGUGGGUUUAAAGCUACCACAGAGUUCUCACCAGGUGAUUCCCUGUGGAGUCAGGGCUAUAACCUCCGAGAACCAAAGCAUGUACUGUGACCAGCAAAGCCCCUGAGCCAGGAUUGCACCUGCCACACUUGUUCCCAGGAUGCUGGACAAGGGGUCUUAGGGUUUAAUGCUUACCCUAUUCACUUUUGGUCUUGCUUUGGUUCAGUUAGUCCAGUCUGUGUGUUAAUUGCUUUGGUAUGGAAAUGUAUACUCAGUGCCUGUCCCACCAUAUUGUGGAAAUAUAUGAGUUGGGUUUUUAUAGAUUGGAGUCAGAUGAAAUGUUAAACUUUGGACUUUAGAAUUAAAUGAUGGAGGUCCUGGCGUGGUAGCCUAGCAGCUAAAGUCCUCGCCUUGCACAUGCCAGGCUCCCA
This is a messenger RNA of Ochotona curzoniae (black-lipped pika), 3345 nucleotides long. It is a transcript of the gene CFAP68, whose product is annotated as chromosome unknown C11orf1 homolog. NCBI's taxonomy places the organism in Eukaryota, Metazoa, Chordata, Mammalia, Lagomorpha, Ochotonidae. The record is from RefSeq and is a predicted model, not a curated record. Bases 434 to 1018 code for a protein of 194 amino acids. Gene Ontology annotation, cellular component: nucleus. The transcript is spliced from 4 exons.